GGAGAGUAAAUGAAUGAGUUUGCUUUCUUUCACUCUGAUGCUGUGAUCAGAUCCAGUCCACCAUGGCAUCCCCAAGGCUUGAGACUUUCUGCUGUCCCAACAGAGACAAGUCAACCCAAUUUGUUUUAAACUUUCAGCCACGCUUCUUCAGUGCAAUCUGCAUUGGCAGCGCUAGUGUGAGCCUCAUAUUUGCUAUCCUGCAGAUUUUGCCCAAAAGAAGAGGGUAUAGGAGACUGGGGCAGUAUCCUCUGCCGAAGCCAGCAUCCUCGUCUCGGAUUCUUCUCAUCAUCAGUCUCUGUGAUAUCCUGGGAUGCGCAGGGAUACUUCUCAGAUCUUCUGUAUGGCUUGGCUCCCCAAACUUCAUUGCAAAAAUGUCAGUCAUCAAUAGCACUGAAGUAUGGCCAACAGCUUUCUGUGUGGGUAGUGCGAUGUGGAUCCAGUUAUUUUACAGUGCCUCCUUCUGGUGGACGUUCUGCUAUGCAGUGGACGUAUACCUAGUUGUUAAAAGAUCAGCUGGACAAAGCACUAUUGUAUUGUACCACAUGAUAACCUGGGGUCUGGCUGUUCUACUCUGUGUGGAAGGAGUGGCUAUGCUCUACUACCCUUCAAUUUCAAGCUGUGAAAAUGGACUGGAACACGCAGUGCCUCAUUACAUCACCACCUAUGCUCCCAUUCUUCUAGUUCUGAUUGUUAAUCCGAUCCUGUUUGGCAGAACUGGAACAGCCGUUACAUCACUGCUGAAGGGAAGACAAGGAAUUUACACAGAAAAUGAAAGACGUCUGGGAACAGAGAUUAAAAUCCGAUUUUUCAAGAUUAUGAUUGUUUUUCUUAUUUGUUGGCUUCCAAAUAUUAUCAACGAGAGCCUUUUGUUCUAUCUGGAAAUGCAGGACGAUAUCAAAGGGAGCCCCCUUAAAAAUGUCAGGAAUGCAAUCUUGAUUACAUGGUUUAUAAUGGGUCUCCUCAAUCCAAUGCAGGGAUUUCUCAACACACUUGCUUUUCAUGGCUGGACUGGAUGGGAUAUUGAUCUCAACAUUCAGAGCCGGAGGGAAAUACCCUGGGAUUCAGGCUCCACUUCAGGUGCUGCUGCAGAUGUCUACAACCCCACUGUCAGCUCUUCACUUAACUACCAGGGUUUUGUCCAAGAUGCCAAGAAAACCAUGAACGGGAAUGGCCUGCAGCACUCGGAUGCCAUAAGCGUCCUCUCUGAAGGUUCAGAGUCUAGUACAAUUGAAAUCCACAUUUCAAGUGAGCUCCAUGACUUAGAAGGUAUAGAUGCUGAUGGUGAAUCUGUGGAAAACUGAGGAACAUCAGCUGGUGAGAUGAACCACCCAACCCAUUACAGAAUCUCUGGAAUCACUGGAUCGAACUCAAUUUGCUUAUUCACGUGUGUCUACAAUUCCAUAAUAAAAGCCCCAUUCCACCCUCUUGUCAAGCUGACAUUAAUCAAACAUCUUUGUAUAAAGAAUGCAUAUUAUGUUUAAACCAGUGUACUAAAUGCAGUGUCAUCAAAAGACAGCUCUAUUAUGAAAGAACCAAGGAUGUGUUCAAUCUAAUACGAGUAUUAAAAAGAAUGUUGAUAUUUCCCUAAUUCUAUCAGACUGACUGAACAAAGCCCUACAUUGGCUAAAUCUCUGGUAAUUGGAGACAGAUAUGUUGUGCAACUGAAUAUGCUAUUCAACUGAAUUCAGUUUUCUGUUGUUUAAACAUUUAAAUUGCAGACCCACUGAGGUCUACAAUUGAAAUGUUAUAAUCUAUCAGAUGUAGCAAGGCACAUACAUGUUGGUUUCUGACAUGUUGGUUUGUGACAUAUUUUUUCUUCCUAUAAGCUACCUGAUACUUAAUGAAAAAAAAAAAAAUAUAUAUAUUUAAAACAAUCAUAGCAAUCUUCAUGCCAAGACAUAAAAUAAGGGUUUAAAAAUAUAAUGACAUUUUUGCUUAACAGUUUAUCCACGUAGCUUUCCAGAACAGCUCAUCUUAAAGUAUGUAUUGGUUUUAAUAACACAUUAGGCGCUAGAAAAUUCAGCAGCAUUGCCAUCAUUCUUGUGCUAAUACUAAUUUGUUAGAUAAAGUUAAGGUUACAAAUCUAGUUGCGAUAUUCUAUUAUCUUGGCAGUCCACUAUUCCUAGUUUUACUCAUUCUCAUGCUAUGCAUUACUUUGUUUAAUCUUAUAGUGCCCAAGAAAAUGCUGAAACAAUGGCGAAUGCAUCUCAAACUGUUUUGCCAUGCAAUGCUGGUUUCUGUGCUGAAUCAUGUGAUUACAAUGUGUGUUGCCAUCGGUUUUUCUCCCAAAAUGAAGGAAUAAAAGUGCUAUAACCAUUUUCACCAGUAGAUGGCAGUGCUGUGUUUAAAAUCACUUUCUACUACACUUACUAAUUUAAAAUGGUGUGAAUUUAUGAAAAGGGUGCAUGGCAACGUGCAUCAAAAAUAAACCUACUUAUUUAAAUUCUGAAAUUUAUUAGUCAGGUAAUAACGCUUGCUUGGGUUUGAAAACUCAAAGACUGCUCUAGACAAUGGGUGAGACCUGAAAUUAACCAGAAUUAAUUAAUUACAAUAAAUACAAAGAAAUAUUUAGCCGAAAGCAAUUGCACAAACAAUAAGAAACACAGACACAAGUGUUUUCUAAUAUCAAAAUAGAGCAAUUUAUUUGAGACAAUGAAUAUGACUUUCCAUUUCUUGAAACAAAUGAGCUACUCUACACAGGGUGAAGUAGAGAAAACAAAUGGUCAAAGGAUCUGUUCUAAACUGGAUCCGGCUGUUAGUCUGACACAGACAAUAAAAAACAGCAGAAGCCAGAAAAAUAUAAUUUCAUUGAGUGAAUAAAUGCAUGAGUGAAUGAAUGAUUGAAUGUUUGAGCAAUGUUCUUUUUUAUAUAUAUAUACAAAGAUGAAACACAGCAGAUCCUAACAGCUGAGAAAGUGCACUUUACAUGGAUCUAAAAUUAGCUUAAUCCAAACAAUGCAAAGAUUGGACAAGUGUUUAAAGAUGCAGUAUCCCUUUAUUAAACAGAACAUUGAAAUAAAAAAAAAAAUAAAAAACUACCCCCACCCCUUUAGAGAGGAGGAAAAAAGUAA
Acipenser ruthenus (sterlet) is the source of this 3071-nucleotide messenger RNA. RefSeq names its product G-protein coupled receptor 143-like. Lineage: Eukaryota; Metazoa; Chordata; Actinopteri; Acipenseriformes; Acipenseridae. Gene Ontology annotation, biological process: regulation of calcium-mediated signaling; G protein-coupled receptor signaling pathway; melanosome organization. The record is from RefSeq and is a predicted model, not a curated record. The transcript has 9 exons. Gene Ontology annotation, molecular function: dopamine binding; L-DOPA binding; L-tyrosine binding. Gene Ontology annotation, cellular component: plasma membrane; melanosome membrane. Bases 63 to 1301 code for a protein of 412 amino acids.